Molecule: messenger RNA, 309 nt
Organism: Pocillopora meandrina
Lineage: Eukaryota; Metazoa; Cnidaria; Anthozoa; Scleractinia; Pocilloporidae
Source: the annotation of a GenBank genome assembly
AACACCGGAGUGCAAGCUCAAUUAUCCACCAACGAAAAUGCUGUUCAUCGAGUGGUUUUGCCUUUUAAAGAUCAAAAGUCAGCUGACGCAGUGAAAAGGCAAUUAUCAGAUCAAAGCAAAAAAAUAGAUCACACUCUUCAACCUGUGUUCAAGAGUCGCAAAAUAUGUGAAGGCCUCGAGAUCUGCGAGCCCAAACCACCUAUAAUUAGCCAACAAUGCGUUGUGUACAAUUGUAAAUAUGAUUUGUGUGAUGCAGAGUAUGUCGGCUACACCAACCGAAAACUAGCCGAGUCCGUCGGGCUGCUCUGA